Acanthosepion pharaonis is the source of this 999-nucleotide messenger RNA. The record is from the annotation of a GenBank genome assembly. NCBI's taxonomy places the organism in Eukaryota, Metazoa, Mollusca, Cephalopoda, Sepiida, Sepiidae.
AUGUUCAUAUCUAAUUAUCCUUCUAUCUAUCAAUCUAUCUAUUUAUCUAUAACAAUCUUCAAUCUUUUCAUAUCUAUCUAUCUAUCUAUCUAUCUAUCUAUCUAUCUAUCUAUCUAUCUAUGUUAUCUUUCAUAUCUAAUUAUCCGUCUAUCUAUCUAUCUAUCUAUAUUAUCUAUAACAAUCUUUCAAUCUUUUCUAUCUAUCUAUUCUAUCAUAUCUAUCUAUCUAUCUAUCUAUCUAUCUAUCUAUCUUUUCUCUUCAUAUCUAAUUUCCUUCAUAUCUAUCGACUUUUCUGCACUCUCGAUUUUAUUUUUCCCCAUUUUCUUAGCUUUUCUUUCUUUUUCAUCAUCCUUAAUCGCUUUUAUUUUUACACUUCAUGUUUUUAACUUUCUUUCUCUUUCUUCUUUCUUUUUUUUUCUCUCCCUUUUCCUCUUUCCACUUCUAACACUUCUUCUCUUCUUUAGCUUUCAACUCUUACUCUUUCCCUCCUCCUCCUCCUUCUACUUCUUUUUCAUUUUAAAUUCUCUCAUUCUAACCCUUUUUAUUUUUUUCUUCUUUAGUCUUCUUCUCUUGCCCUUGUUGUUGUUGUUGCUCUCCUUUUUCUUCUUCUUAAUCUUCUUCUUCUUCAUGCCGUAUAAUUCGUUCCCGAUUUUCGUUUUUGGUAUUUUUCGUUUUACAACUUUCUUUUCUAUCUUCGAUUUCAUCUUGCUUUUCUUCACUGUUUUUCUCCUUCAAACAAUCGAUUCAUUCGUUUUUUCUUUUGUCUUUCAUUCUCUGCAUUUUUUUUCCUUCCACCUGCCUAAUUUUUCUCAGGUUUUUCUUUUAUACUUUUUCAAUAUUCAUUUUGAAUUUCGUUCGUUCUUUCUUUCUUUCUUUCUUUUUAAUUUUCGUUGUUUCUCACCAAUUUUUCUUUUCAAAAUUUCUUUCUUCUCUUCUUUCUUUCUUUUUUGUACACCUCCUUUCUUUCUUUCUUUCUUUCUUUCUUUCUUUCUAUUGUGA